Messenger RNA from Arabidopsis arenosa, 3789 nucleotides. The record is from the annotation of a GenBank genome assembly. Lineage: Eukaryota; Viridiplantae; Streptophyta; Magnoliopsida; Brassicales; Brassicaceae.
AAAAAUGAAUUUCCUUUGAUUUUUAGAUACAAAACCCAUCAUGGAUCUCGAGCGUCUAAGCCCAAGAAAUCCAAUCAAGAGAGAAUCUUGGUGGACGGUUCUGACUUUAGCUUACCAGAGCUUAGGUGUAGUCUACGGAGAUUUAGCAACUUCACCAUUGUAUGUCUACAAGAGCACUUUUGCUGAAGACAUAACACAUUCAGAGACAAACGAAGAGAUCUUUGGUGUUCUGUCUCUUAUCUUCUGGACAUUAACUUUAAUCCCUCUUGUUAAAUACGUCUUUAUUGUUCUUCGUGCUGAUGAUAAUGGAGAAGGUGGGACUUUUGCUCUCUACUCUUUGUUAUGUCGCCAUGCUAGAAUCAGCUCUUUGCCCAAUUUCCAGCUCGCUGAUGAGGACCUUUCUGAGUAUAAGAGAACUUCCGGGGAGAAUCUGAGGAGUUUAAAAGUUCCGGGGUGGAGUUUGAAAAACACUCUGGAGAAGCAUAAGUUUCUGCAGAACAUGUUGCUUGUUCUUGCUUUGAUUGGGACUUGUAUGGUUAUUGGUGAUGGUGUUCUUACGCCUGCAAUCUCUGUUUUCUCAGCAGUCUCUGGAUUAGAGUUAUCCAUGUCCAAGCAGCAACAUCAAUAUGUGGAGGUGCCUGUGGUCUGUGCAAUACUGAUACUCCUGUUCUCGCUACAACACUAUGGAACACAUCGUUUAGGUUUUGUUUUUGCUCCCAUUGUGCUUGCAUGGCUUCUCUGCAUAAGCACCAUUGGUGUUUACAACAUCUUCCAUUGGAAUCCUAAUGUUUACAAAGCAUUGUCUCCUUAUUACAUCUACAAGUUCCUCAAGAAAACUCGUAAACGCGGAUGGAUGUCUCUCGGUGGCAUCCUUUUAUGCAUUACAGGCUCAGAAGCUAUGUUUGCUGAUCUAGGACACUUCACUCAGUUGUCAAUACAGAUUGCAUUCACAUUCGCUGUUUACCCGUCGCUAAUCCUUGCAUACAUGGGUCAAGCCGCGUAUCUAUCUAAGCACCAUGUCCUCGAGAGUGAUUACCGGAUUGGAUUCUAUGUUUCUGUACCCGAGCAAAUAAGAUGGCCAGUUUUAGCAAUUGCUAUAUUGGCGGCUGUUGUUGGAAGUCAGGCAAUAAUCACAGGAACAUUCUCGAUCAUCAAGCAAUGUACUUCUCUAGGUUGCUUCCCAAAAGUCAAAAUCGUACACACUUCGUCGAGAAUGCACGGUCAGAUAUAUAUCCCUGAGAUCAAUUGGACUCUCAUGCUCUUGUGCUUAGCCGUCACCGUUGGAUUCCGCGACACCAAACACAUAAGCAAUGCCUCAGGUUUGGCGGUUAUUACCGUUAUGCUGGUAACGACUUGCUUGAUGUCUCUGGUAAUAGUCUUAUGCUGGCGCAAAAGCUCCCUCUACGCGCUUGCCUUCAUUUUCUUUUUCGGAACAAUCGAAGUUCUCUACUUCUCAGCUUCACUCAUUAAAUUCCUCGAAGGUGCUUGGGUUCCAGUCGCCCUCUCCUUCAUCUUCCUCCUCAUCAUGUACGUUUGGCACUACGGAACCCUUAAGCGUUACGAAUUUGACGUCCAAAACAAAGUCUCGAUCAACUGGCUCCUCACACUCUUCGGCUCCUCAAACCUCGGAAUUGUCCGAGUCCAGGGAAUCGGGGUGAUCAACACUGAGCUUGUCUCCGGCAUACCAGCUAUCUUUUCUCAUUUCAUCACUAACCUCCCGGCGUUUCACCAAGUUGUCGUCUUCCUCUGUGUGAAAUCUGUCCCUGUCCCGCAUGUGAAACCGGAGGAACGGUUUCUCGUUGGAAGGGUCGGACCGAAGGAGUACCGCCUCUACCGGUGUAUAGCCCGGUAUGGAUACCGCGAUGUACACAAAGACGAUGUCGAGUUUGAGAACGACCUCAUUUGCAGUAUCGCGGAGUUUAUUCGUUCGGAUAAACCAUUGAAUUACUCCCCGGACCCGGAAAACGAAUCUGGAACAAGUGAGAGGCUAACUGUCGUCGCGGCCUCUUCAUCCAAUCUUGAAGGCGUACAAAUAUUUGAAGACGAUGGUUUUGACAAACAAGAACCAUCAUCUUCUUCGGAGGUGAUCGUGGUUGCUCCAUCUCCGAGAAUCAAGAAAAGGGUACGGUUUGUGUUACCAGAAAGUGCGAGGAUAGAUAGAUCCGCGGAGGAGGAGCUAACAGAGCUCACAGAGGCGCGUGAGGCAGGAAUGGCGUUUAUAAUGGGACAUUCGUAUGUGAGAGCAAAAUCGGGAUCAAGCGUGAUGAAGAAGAUCGCUAUAAACUUUGGCUACGAUUUUCUAAGAAGAAACUCGAGAGGACCUUGUUAUGGUCUCUCUACUCCUCACGCUUCUACUUUAGAAGUUGUUUCAGCUAAACCUCCUCCUGUUAAGAUUGUAAGUGGGCUUGUGACAAAUGUAGCAUCAAUACUCUGGAAAUGGUUAUGGUCUCUUCAAACAUCCUCAACCACAACAACCACCACAAAAUCUGGUGUUUCUAGCCGUUCGAUGGUGAAAUACGAAAGUGGAUAUAACAUCGAGACAGUGUUUGAUGGAAGUAAGCUUGGGAUUGAGCCCUAUGCAAUUGAAGUUUCCCCUAAUGGAGGAGAGCUUAUUGUCUUGGAUUCUGAGAACAGUAACAUCCACAAAAUCUCCAUGCCUCUUUCUAGAUAUGGUAAACCAAAGCUAGUCUCUGGUUCACAAGAAGGCUACACAGGACACGUCGAUGGAAAGCUCAAAGAAGCGAAAAUGAAUCGUCCUCGAGGAUUAGCCAUCGACGACAGUGGAAACAUCUACGUCGCCGAUACUAACAAUAUGGCCAUACGCAAGAUCAGCGACGACGGAGUCUCUACCAUCACCGCCGGAGGAAGAUGGAGCGGUGGAUCUAAAGAGGAGUCAAUGAGAUUCUCCGAUGACUUUGAUUUGAUCUAUGUCUCUUCAAGCUGCUCUCUAUUAGUCAUUGAUCGAGGAAAUCAAAUGAUUAAAGAGAUUCAGCUUCAUGAUCACGACUGUUCUCAUCAGGAACCCGACACAGAUAAUCUCCAUCUUGGAACAGCUUUGCUUGUAGCUGCUGUGUUCUUUGGAUAUAUGUUUGCAUUAUUAGUACGUAGAGUACGAUCGUUGUUCUCUUCCUCUGGUCAUGAUAAUAAGAGGCAUGUUGCAAAACCGAGCAUGACUAUGGCUCCAUACCAACGUUAUCCCAGACCGGUUCGACAGCCCUUAAUCCCACCUCAACAUGAACCGGAAAAAGAAGAAGGAUUUCUCGGUUCGCUUGGAAAGCUAGUCGUGAAAACCGGUUCUUCGGUUUCCGAGAUGAUGUCCGGUUCCAGAAAUGUAAUUUCCCCUAACUUUCAUCAGUACCACCAUCAGCAAGAACCGAACCAAUGGCCGGUACAAGAGAGCUAUGCUAUACCGGAAGAAGAUGGACCGCCGGCUUUAGAACCGAGAUCAGGCACAAAUCCGGAUAAACCCUACCUUAGAGCACAAGGAACCAGCCAAAACCGGUCUUAUUACCAAGACUAUGACCAAUACCAAAACCAGCCCAAACGAAACGUGAACGAUACAGCGUCGUUCGAAGAUAAUCGAGAGAAGAACGAGAUUGUGUUUGGGGCAGUUCAGGAGCAAGACGGUCGCCGAGAAGCCAUGGUGAUCAAGGCCGAAGCCAUAAACGAUCAGCGAAAUCUACGGCCUAGAAUUAAUUAUAUGGGAUAUUCUUCUCAAGUUUACUGAUUUUACAAAGUCAAAUUUUCAUAAUUUACUUAGAGCGUGUGUAAUAUAUUAUCUUUAAUUUC